Messenger RNA from Equus caballus (horse), 1011 nucleotides. It is a transcript of the gene OR10AG95, whose product is annotated as olfactory receptor family 10 subfamily AG member 95. The record is from RefSeq and is a predicted model, not a curated record. Gene Ontology annotation, molecular function: G protein-coupled receptor activity; olfactory receptor activity. Lineage: Eukaryota; Metazoa; Chordata; Mammalia; Perissodactyla; Equidae. Gene Ontology annotation, biological process: G protein-coupled receptor signaling pathway; detection of chemical stimulus involved in sensory perception of smell. Gene Ontology annotation, cellular component: plasma membrane.
AUGUCCCAAUCCAAUUAUAAAAGAGGAAAAUGCAGCCAAAAAAAUGUAAGUCCACAGAGAGAAAAUAAUUUGAAAAUUACAGAAACCAACUUCACUAUAAUGACACAAUUUUUUCUCUUGGGCUUUUCUGAUAUUCCCACAUUCCACUGGCUUCUUUUUGGGAUAUUCUUAGUCAUUUAUAUUAUUAUCCUGUUGGGAAAUGGCAUCAUAAUUCUAAUAACAAGAAUAUAUUCCUCUCUUCAGACUCCCAGGUAUUUUUCCCUCAGCAAUUUUUCCUUCCUAGAAAUCUAUUAUGUAUCUAUCGCACUUCCCAGAAUGCUCAUGGACCUUUGGACCCAGGAAGGAGCUAUUUCUUUUUCAGCUUGUGCUACACAAAUGUGCUUCUUCCUUAUGCUGGGAGCCACUGAGUGUUUCCUUCUGGCCCUGAUGGCCUAUGAUCACUAUGUGGCCAUAUGUAACCCUCUGCACUACCCUCUAGUCAUGAACCACAAGAUCUGUGUCCAGCUGGUGGGUGCCUCCUGGAUCAGUGGACUUCCAGUCGAGAUAGGGCAAACAUGCCAGAUUUUAUCUCUGCCCUUUUGUGGUUCCAGUCAAAUCAACCACUUCUUCUGUGACAUCCCCCCAUUAUUGAAGCUGGCUUGUGGAGACAUCUUUGUGAAUGAGAUAGUGGUCUACAUAUUUGCUGUAUUGUUUGUCACUGUUCCUUUUAUGUUGAUACUUAGGUCCUAUAGUAGAAUCACCUUUACUAUCCUGAAAUUGCCAUCAAACACAGGAUGGACCACAGCAUUUUCAACGUGCUCUUCCCACCUCAUGGUUGUAGUUUUAUUCUAUGGCUCAGCCACUAUUGCUUAUUUAAAACCUAAAUUCAGUCAGUAUGAAGGAAUGGACAAACUACUCUCUCUUUUCUAUGCCAUUUUAACCCCAAUGUUCAAUCCUAUGAUAUAUAGUCUGCAGAACAAAGAUGUCAGAGAGGCACUGAGAAAAUUUCUUCUCAAAUUUUCAGCACUGUGA